AUGUCGGUGCAUCAGGAUCCCACCGACGCAAGUCGCAUCGCUCCUCACGAUGCCGGAAAUGCGCCUCCGCCUGGGGCGGACAAGAUUUCUCCAGUAGAGACAGAGCAUUCUUCUCUGCACAGUUCAUCCCCUUCGGAAAAACGCCGACGAUCAUCAGAGCAUCAGAACCCGGAUGAAUCAACUAUUCAGGAUGAAUCGGACGAGAAAGCUCCCUCGGGGGAACCGCUGGAUCGUGUUCCCUCCCAAGCGCAAAAGUUGGGAAAGAAGAAAAUUAUCAUUAUAAUGACUGCCCUCUGCCUAGUUUUGUUCCUUGCUGCUCUGGAUAUGACUAUCGUUUCUACGGCAUUGCCCACCAUGGCGCGCUCUUUCAAUGCCUCGGAGAGUGGAUAUUCAUGGAUGGCUUCGUCGUACAUGCUGGCAAAUGCCGCGUGUGUCCCUCUUUGGGGUAAAAUCAGUGAUAUCUGGGGCAGAAAACUAAUCCUAUUGGUUGCGAAUAUUGUAUUCCUCGUAGGAAGUCUCAUCUGCGCCCUCGCCCACAACCUACCUAUGAUGUUGGCUGGAAGAGCCAUACAAGGUGCGGGAGGCGGUGGUAUCAUUGUCCUAGUGAAUAUCUCUGUGUCUGACUUGUUCAGUGUCAGGGACCGACCUCUGUACUACGGACUGUUUGGUUCGGUUUGGGCGAUCGCAGGUGCUUUGGGCCCUAUCAUUGGAGGUGCAUUCACCACGGAUGUCAGCUGGCGCUGGUGUUUCUAUCUCAACUUACCUAUCGGCGGGUUUUCAUUUGUGAUGCUUCUCUUCUUCCUCAAGAUCGAAGCAGGAAAGACCCCUCUUCUAGCUGGACUCCGAUCUAUCGAUUGGUCGGGUACCCUCCUCAUCAUCGGCGGAACUCUCAUGUUUCUUUUCGGCCUGGAGUUUGGUGGUGUCAGCUACCCAUGGAACUCGCCAACGGUGAUUUGUCUUAUUGUCUUUGGCAUAGUAACAUGGGGCCUCGCUAUGGUGAAUGAGUGGAAAAUAGCCCGAUAUCCAGUGAUUCCUACCCGCCUAUUUCAGAACUGGCACAACGUCCUGGUGCUCCUUGUCUGUUUCUGUCACAGUUUCGUCUUCAUCGCCGGAUCAUACUACCUGCCGCUUUAUUUCCAGACCGUCAUUCUUGCCAACCCCAUCAUGAGCGGUGUCUAUGUCUUCCCUAUGGUUCUCAGCCUGUCGUUCGUGUCAGCAGCCACAGGUUUUAUCAUCAAAAAGACUGGCCGCUACCAUGAAUUGAUAGUGGCUGGGAUGUGCUUCCUCACGCUCGGCUAUGGUCUGCUUAUCGAUCUGAAAUACUACGCUUCCUGGUCUCGCAUCGUCAUCUAUCAGUUGAUCGGUGGUAUCGGUACAGGCCCGAUUUUCCAGGCCCCGCUCGUCGCACUGCAAGCCAACAUCCACCGCGCCGACGUCGCCGCCGCAACAGCCACCUUCAGCUUCCUUCGCCAAGCCUCCGCCGCUAUAUCUAUUGUCCUCGGCACGGUAAUCUACCAGAAUGUCCUCGGCCAGCAGAUGCCAGCCAUCACCGCCGCUCUCGGUGCCGAAAAGGCCGCGGCCGUGGCCCAGACCUUCUCCGGAUCUCAAACAGAUCUCGUCAAGAACCUCCCCGAAGACCAGAAGACCGUCGUCUUGAAAGCUUUUACAUUCACCAUGAGCCGCAUGUGGAUCUUCUAUACAGCAGUCGCCGGCUUCGGUCUCAUAGUCAGUCUCUUCAUUCGGCCCGUCGAGCUCAGCAAGGCGCAUACGUUCACCAAGACCGGUCUCGAAGAACAGGAGCGCGCUAGACAAGAAGUCCUGGCUGCCCAGAAGAACAAGAACAAACCGUCACCCGAAAAGGAAAGCGUCUAA
Molecule: messenger RNA, 1872 nt
Organism: Aspergillus melleus
Lineage: Eukaryota; Fungi; Ascomycota; Eurotiomycetes; Eurotiales; Aspergillaceae
Product: MDR family MFS transporter
Exons: 5
Coding region: 1-1872 (623 amino acids)
Biological process (GO): transmembrane transport
Molecular function (GO): transmembrane transporter activity
Source: RefSeq, a predicted model, not a curated record